Molecule: messenger RNA, 7185 nt
Organism: Pararge aegeria (speckled wood butterfly)
Lineage: Eukaryota; Metazoa; Arthropoda; Insecta; Lepidoptera; Nymphalidae
Gene: Tti1
Product: TELO2-interacting protein 1 homolog
Exons: 18
Coding region: 297-3608 (1103 amino acids)
Biological process (GO): chromatin remodeling
Cellular component (GO): cytoplasm
Source: RefSeq, a predicted model, not a curated record
CAACCCUAAUGUUGACUAAAAAUCAAAAAUCAAGAAGUCAAGCCGAAUUACAAAUUACAAUUAUAACUUUUUAACACUUUCAAAUUGUGAACAGACCUAUAAAAUUAGAUUGAAGAAAAAGCUCAGUAAAAGUGAUAGUGUUUCUAUUUCAGUGAUGAAAAUUGGUUGUGAACUUUGUAAUAUUAUAUUAUUUUAAUAAAAAGUCGAUGGGUAGUCGCUUCACUUCAAUUUCAGUAUGGGUUCCAGACUUAAGAUAAAAUAAUGUUCAGCUGGUUGAACUGUAGUGCCAUAACACCAUGUUAACGAUAAUGAACAUGAACCCUGUUACAAGGGAAACAUUUUAUCGAAUAAAACCACUGUGCGAACUGGUAAUCCAGGACCCCUCUGCUGAGCAUAUAACUAUGUUUAGUGCGGUAGUGGAUGAUUUGAAGCUGGAUAUGUUGCAAGAAUUACAGCAAUACUUGUUAUUACCCUUCAUACAUCACCUGCAGUGUGAGGAAAAUAGAACAAAGUAUGACUUGCAAAUACGCAUACUGGAGCCAAUGAAGGAAGUGCUGACGCGGGUGAAAGUUUGCAACUUCCAGAUAUGCAUGAAGAUUUUGGGCUUGCUGGUCAAAGUUGUAUUUAACAAAAGCAAGCUUGUCAUAAUUUCUGAGGUACCAGAGGAGCUCAAACUGUCUGUGGUGCAAUGCCUUACAACCCUCAUGCUCAAUAUAGAUCAGGCUACCAGGAUCAGGAUAUUGGAAUCCCAGCUCUCUCUGUUGGCACAGUCAAUAUUUGUUUCGGUACAUUUGGCUAAGCUUGAGAAACUAAGGACGUUAAGAUUAGCAGCAUUGAACUGCCUAGAUGUGCUCAUGAUGAUCCAUCCGCAGAUCACAGACAGUAACAAUUACAUAGCUGACCCCAUUCUGGAGGAAGCAGUAUUAAACAUGAUGGCCGGUAUUUUACCCGGAGUGCUAGCAGCCUUACAGGACGUAGCGACAUGCCCCGAUAACCCAGGGCACGCGGUUAUUGCGGCAGCCUUGAGUUCGACCCAUCGCAUUAUAUGUAUAAUAAUGCACAACAAAAACCUGCCCACCAAAGACAAUGUCACCGCAACAGACUUUCUCAAUAUGGUUUCACAAAAGGGCGAAGUGGACAAUGAUGUAAGCACAAAGGGGGUAGAAGCUAAACCGAAACGCUCACCGCAAUGGUACGCAAUGGCGAGUGACAAACUUUCGUACGUCGUAAAGUACUUAAUUCCAUUAGUCACGCAUGAAAAUUAUAAAGUGCGGUUGGAGCUUGCCGUACUUUGCUAUAGGAUACUCUCUGAGUGUAGUGCAACAAUGGAGCCAUCAUUAGCAAUGACCUUGGACGUUCUAAUCACACUCUCAACCGAUCCAUACAAGGAGGUAUCCGAUUACUGCUCGAAAGGUGUGGAGAGUCACUUCGCCAGCGCUUCCAAAGAGAGAAAGAUCCAAGCCAUCGACAGUUUGUGCGAAAACUUCUUCACUACGCUUAAUUGCUUGCCAAGGAUAUUAAUUAACAUUGAUUCAAGUCGAAAAUUGUCCGUCCUAACUCUCCUGUACGGAUAUUUGAAGAUACUGUGCGACGACAGUCGCCCGCAACGUCUAACAAGCGCGCUGAGUGCCAGCGACGGGUUCGAUCGGCUCUGUGACGCAUUACUGACAGCUGCAGACCUGCAGACAGACCUGGCGUUGCUCACCCGGCAUUCUGGCAGAGAUGUGACUUCAAAACCUUCAACCGAUACACCCUGGUGUCGCCUUCGACAUCUGGACACGAAUCAGUCUGAGAAGAGGCUGCAAGAGGUUUGCCAGAAGCUGGGCGCUGCGGAAUGCGCGGAACUGUUCCUCGACAGGCUGAUGGAGUUGUUCCACGAGAAGCGGAGCUGUGAGCUAGUGUAUAUCAUCAACUGGGUUGGCUCAGCGCCAAAUUCAUCACCUAGCCUGGCAAAGAGGAUAAUAAGUAAAUACAUAGAGGAAGACAUCUGGUACUUGCCUCUCGAGGUUGCCAGCGGCGAAACCCCUGUCACCAAAGUCGACACUCUGGACACGUCUGUGUACAACCCUCGCGCCUGGAGCAAGGAUAGCGUGCCAGGUCUUUACGAAGGAACCGUAGAAACUCGAUACACUGGCAUAAGUUACGCGCAACCUCGGCUACGGUACAUAGAGCCCAACACUUGCAAAACGAUAGCUGAGGCUCAGAGAAACAUGGCGUUCAGUUGCCUAGUCACCGAAGGCCUCGGGAUGAUGGCGAGACGGCUUAAGACAGACUAUCAGCCCUUCUUGCUGAAAACUUUAUGCCUGCUGUUGGAAAGAGUUGGCAGUAAAUACGAGAACCUACACUUAACCGGUGUUAAGGCUUUAAAUGACGUAGCAUUUGCCUUCGACCACAGCAACGUCGCAGAACUGAUCGCAGAAAACGCUGAUUACUUCACUAGUCAAGUCACUUCGCGCUUGAAGAAGGCGUGGAACACACAGUCGGCGCUUCAUAUACUAUCAGUUGUGAUGGAGUACAGUGAGUCAAACAUACUGGACUAUCUAUAUGGAAUCGUCGAAGAUGUCCUAAUACAAUGUUGCGACCAAUACUACCAGAGGCAUCUAUACGCGUACCUGCAAGUAUUCCUGACGUUCGUCAAUUGCAUACGCAAAUGGUUCUUGAUAGAGCCAAAUAAGCCCCAGAAGCAAACACAAGCUCCGGAGAUUGAUAUAAUGAAAGACGUCAUGGACUUUAUUAAAAAUACUGAAGAGGCUACGAGGUUACUAAACGCGGAAGAUGAAAAAGAGAGCAAAAUGACAGCAGAGGAGAUGUAUAAAGAGGAUAUCAAGAGAAAAGAAGAAGAUAUUCUGGAUUACGAUGACACAGUAGCUGCGGAAUCCCCACCAACGCCUCAACACAUAAGAGUGACAGUGGCAAUACUCAAAAGAUGCGUCAAUUUCAUUGGUGGUUCGACGCGAGAAGAAAGUUUAAUGGCUAUAAGGACCCUGACUUUGGGCUUACCAAUACUGGAGGAAUAUGAGAAUGAACUACUACCACUGGCUCACCUAGCGUGGGCACCCUUGGUGGCAAAGUUUACGUCCACUGAACCCUCGGUCCUGAAAGGGGCUUUCGAACUGUUUGUGGUUUUGGCUUCCCUGGCGAAGGACUUCUUGAGGAGUCGUGCUGUUAGGGACGUCCUGCACCCGAUGUACAAGUUCCUGGCGUGCACGGCGCUGCAGAGCCAGCUCAAGGACACGGGCUCCGCGUACCGCCUGUCCACCGCCUACACGCUGCAGCUGGUGGUGCUGAGCGCGCUGCCCGCGCUGCUGGCCGACCUCGCGCUGGACGACGAGCGCCUCAUGGAGGCCAUGACGUGCGCGCAGCGCUACCUGUCCAACAAGCAGCCCAAGCCGCUGCAGAUGCUAGCGGUGAAGUUCUUCAAGGAGCUGCUGUCGUACAACUACUGCGUGGCGUGGUUCCACCUGCGCCACCUCUGCAACAACGAGGUGCACUACCCGCCGCCCUACGCCAACAUCGUGCCGCUGGUCACGGUGCUGGGCACCCCCUACGAAACCGACAACGAGGAUUUUGACGGCAACAUCAAGCUCAUAUUCUACGUGCACAAGUGAAGUGUUCAAACACGUCACUUUUAAACCUCUUUGUCUAUUGUUCUGUAAUCUGUGCAAACGUAACUAUGGGGUAACGUAUUCGAAUGCCCAAUUUUGAUAAGCUCCGUGAAUUAUUACUUAGAUUUUUAACUUUAGACCAACAUUUUCAUAACUUUCAUCAAUGCUACGAAGCUGAAUUUUAUGCCUAGAAGUCAGCCAGUUGCAAAAAAAAACUCUUAAAAAAGUAUUUUGCUUUUUUUUGAAAUUUUUUAAGAUGGUCAUGUUGAAAUUCCUCCAGAAAUCGAAAAGAAAAAUCAUAACUCCAAAACUAUAAAAAAUCGCGGAACAUACAGUGAUUCGGGUCACAACAUACCGGACCAAAUUUUACUUUAAUUUAUUACAUUUAAUUUAAUUGAAACUUUGUUUUUGCUAGGUCUUAAUAAUUAUAGUAUUUUGUAAUCGUUCGUGUAUCGUUUCAUAUUGCAAUGUGGCACGGAACCCUUUGUAUGCGGUUGGGUGCAAGUCUCACUUAGCCUGUUUUAGUUACCAAUACGGCAACACAACGGUGUUCGUUAACGUCCGUUUAGUUUCUAGACAUCAACAGUGUCUACGUCUGCACAGAUAUAGGUUAUUUUUGUGUAAAAAAUAAAUAUUCAAAGGUAGCUUGUAUUCAAUUAAUUAUAUUCUACGUGUAUAUACUGUGCCUAUUCAAAUGAUACCAAAAUAUGUACGUAUUAGAUUUUUUUUUCUAAAUACAUACUUAAUAUUUAAUUGAUAUUAACGUAUAGUGAAACUGCAAGUAGACAUGGCAAUUUUAACAAUAAUACCUAACGUCCAUCAAGUCCAACGUGAAUAAGGUAUUCAUAGCCUAAAAUGAACCACAAUGCUAUUUUAAAGCUAACAAUGUUUUUUCGUCUCAUUUUCAGUAUUUUAAAUAAAUUCAAGUAAAUAACAAUGGCGCCAAAACGCUCGCUUUGGGUCACCUGACUCUAUGACGUCACAAGUGUACCAAAAUAUUUAAACUGAUAGUAAACAAUAGUGUCUCCUAUUCAAAUCUAGUUUAAAGUUUUAAAGACGUAUUUAGGUAAACAAUGGUUUUAUAACUAUUUUGAAUAUAUGAGGAAUGAAAUUAAAAAUGUUUGAAGUACGUUCCGAGAUUCCGAGACUUCCUACUACUUCCUAGUAAUAAAGUUUUUCUAACAAUAGCACCACACAAUACCAAUCAAAAGCAAUAAAAAGAGUUCACAAACGCUUUUGAUUGGUUAAUACGACACCUAAAAUUGGUUCAAAAAAAAUUUAUUUUUAUGAUUUAUAAACAAAAUGUACUUUAUUUUCUAUUUUUGUGAAAUGAUAUCUUCGUAGAGCACACGACUCCUUACUUCAUACGCCGAUUGCCAUGUCAACUUGUAUUAUUAGUAGGUACUUAGAAACGUAGAUUUGUAUUAUAAGUACUUUGGGACUUGGGUACUUCGGUUAUCUUAAAACUCAAUUUUUUUAUUUGUGGACAAUAAAGUCUUCGUUUAUUGAUGUACUAGAUAACGCAGUCUCAAACAAUAUGUAGCAGAAAAAUCAGUUUUUAAUUUAGUAUUAUAAAAUAUUGAAUAUAACAUAAAAUAAGUACUAAGCCCUUACAUAAAAGAUCAUAUUACAUGCUUUUUGGACGUUGAGUACGUUCCUUUUAGUCAGUGAACACUUAUUUUGACUCUUUGCCUGACAGCAUUUAAGCAAGUUAUUGAUCGAAGAUUUUUUUUUUGCUUCAUUUGGUCUAGUAAAUUACGCGAAAUUUAAGUUUGCUGUAUUUAAGUAAGUCCGCUGAGGUGAAAUUGCAAUAACGGUCUUAUUGCCCGCUCGCUCGUAUAUAGCAAUAGGGUCGAAAAUUUCUAGCACUUGUUACGGAUAUGAAUUUAACGCAAUAAGCGAAUAUAAUGGUAAAUUAAUAUAUAAAUAUUGUACUAUCGAAAAACGGCAAGGUCCAAAUGCUAAUUAGGUUGUAUUACAUUAGAGUAUUAAGAUUUGCGGGUAAUGUGUUAAGAAGGUUGGCAACAGUCUAUAGUCCGUUCAAUUAUUUUCUGCUAAAGUGCGUCCUUUGUUAGCAGCGGCGCUUUUGUCGAAAUGUGGCACGGGCCAAGACAGCACGGCACAACGGCGACUGUAUCUAAGCGAAUGGACUUUACCUUUAAUGUUGCUAAGCGUGCUUUCAGGAUUGACAACGUCAUUUUCUUCGGAAUGGUACUGAAAUUUUCUUAACCAAAAUACCCAAUAACUUAUUAAGCAAUACCUAAAAAGAGUGAAAAGAGAAGUAAAACUUCUUAUAUAAACUAAUUCAAAUCAUUUUUAAAUUACGCUUAUGCGUUUGAUUGCAAACGCGCGCAUGCGCUCCACAAUCACGCAUGCUCUCAGUCAAUAAUAUUAUUUACUUGUCUACUUUAGGUGUUUAUGAUAUUUUAUAAGGUGUUGAUGUUUUAUAAUCUCUUAUAAGUGUAAUUGUAGGUGCUUCUAAAUAUAACAGAGCGUCUUAAUUACUUGGUGUUUGUAUUCUCUUUGGCCUUAACAGUCUGAAAAUGAAACUAUAUUAUUCUUCUACCCCGAAUUAUCGAUUAUCAUAAUAUGAAAAUGACCAGACGUAGCUCUUUUGUAGAGAUUUCCACACGCUACGGCUUUAUGCUUACUGUAUUCAAAAACCCGUUUAAUUCGUCUGGGCUUUUGGAGUAUACCAAUGUUUUUUGGUGGGGCGUUGACAACAGUACCUUUCGUCACCAAACUACCAUUUCAGUUUCGCAAUUCGCUUUGCUUAACCCCUCAUUAUGAGUCCCUGAUUAUGAGACUCGGGAGAAAGCUCAGAGCCACCCGACGGGCGAUAAAACUAUGCUCCGAGUAGAAAUGAGGAAACCCCUAAAAUAUCCAGAAUUGAAAUCGCAAGUUUCGAUAGUACAUUUAUAUGUGACUUGUGCCCGUUUUCACUAAAGACGAACAAGGCAAUGCCUAGGAAUCUUUUUUGGAAAGUGAGCCUUAUCAAACAAGAUUCCUGGGCAUACAUAAAUAAACCUUGCACCAAUCCAUAACCUAACUUUUUUAUAAUUCUUGCCACAAGGUGUGCUUUAAGGUUAUUAAAAAAAAAAAAUUAGUUUUUUCUACUGUCAAGUGUCAGUUUGCGAGUUCCAUAAACAUUAUGCACCGCCAAAUCCGUGUCGUAACUUUAGAUAGCGCCUAUCGUCGUUAGUCAUCAUCUGAGAGUUGGUGGUACGUUUUUUUUUAUCUACGCAUCACCCAACACCUCUCACCUCACCUCCGAUUUAAGCGUUUCCUAGGUUUAGUGAAAGUGGACAUAAGUCUCCUCGAUAUGGCCUAGAUGUAUAAAAUAUAGGCAUUUUUUAAAGUACAAAGUAUUCCUUUUAAUUGAUGAUACUUUGUUUAAAACUAUAAGGCUCAUAAUAUACUGUAGUGUUCUUUUACGUAGAUGUUCCAUUUAUGUUUUAAAUGUAAAUUAUAUGUCUAAAUAAACAUGAUACUUCUUUGUAUAUUAAUGUAAAUGUAGCAUUAAGCCAUUCAUUCAAAAUGUAAAUGUUGACAUGAAAUCUGAAUAAAUUAAUAAAGAUUA